Messenger RNA from Neoarius graeffei (lesser salmon catfish), 1560 nucleotides. RefSeq names its product E3 SUMO-protein ligase ZBED1-like. Bases 1 to 1560 code for a protein of 519 amino acids. Gene Ontology annotation, molecular function: protein dimerization activity. The transcript has 2 exons. The record is from RefSeq and is a predicted model, not a curated record. NCBI's taxonomy places the organism in Eukaryota, Metazoa, Chordata, Actinopteri, Siluriformes, Ariidae.
AUGCCGUAUGAGAAAACAUCGAAGCGACACAAAGACAUUACACAUGCAAUCACACACUUCAUUGCAAAAGGCAUGCUGCCAAUACGCACAGUCGAAACGGCAGAAUUCAAACAGCUAAUGAAUGUGAUCGACCCUCGUUAUCAGCUCCCAGGACGCAAGCACUUUUCGCAGACAGCGAUCCCAAACAUGUACACGGAGUGCAGAGGGAUGGUUGAGAGGGACCUGCAAGCCGUGUCAUACUUUGCCACCACAUCGGACAUGUGGUCAAGUCGAACGUCAGAACCAUAUAUGAGCCUCACUGCUCACUACAUUGAGCAAGACUGGACUUUAAAGAGCAAAUGCCUCCAAACGGCAUACUUUCCCGAGGACCAUACUGGUGAAGCAAUUGCAUCAGGACUGACAGAAUCGCUUGCUUCAUGGGGGCUAAGUGAAAGCAAACAAGUUUGCAUUACCACAGAUAGUGGAGCAAAUAUAGUGAAAGCUACCUCCCUCAACAACUGGACUCGCCUGCAGCGUUUUGGGCAUCGACUUCACUCAGCUGUUGAGAGAGCCGGAAAGAACAAGAAAGUGGAGCGUGCUGUGGGUGUGUGUAAGAAAGCAGUGGCUGCCUUCAGCUUCUCUUGGAAGAAGAAGAGAGACCUGGCUGCUGCUCAGGAAGAGCUUCACCUACCCCAGCACAAGUUAGUGACUGAGUCACCCACCAGGUGGGGCUCACGUCAGAAGAUGGUUGAAAGAAUGCUGGAGCAGCAGAAAGCCGUCGCUCAGGUCUUAGGUGCAGACAAAAAGACAAGACAACUGGUUCCUGCAUGGCAAGACAUAGAGGUCCUGGAAUCUGUGCAUGGGGCCCUGAAUGCACUACUGGAAUUCACUGAUUCACUCUCCAGUGAAAAUUAUGUGAGUGUGUCAUACCUCAAGCCGAUGCUGCAACUUUUCAGAACACAGAUUCUGAAGCCAGCCGACGAUGAAACACAGCUCACCAAAGAAUUGAAGAUGACAGUCAUGUCAUACCUGGAUGAAAAGUAUACUGAUCCAAUUACUGAGGAACUGCUUGAUAUUGCAACGUUGGUUGAUCCGCGUUUCAAGGUGCAAUACAUCAACCCGGAAAACAUUGAUGCCAUCAAAAUGAGAGCUGUGUCUGAGAUGCUGGAGGACCUGUCCACUUCAGUCAGAACAGAGGAAGCAGCACCAGAGCAAGCAGAGGCAGGAGAGGCUGCAGUGCCUCCCCCCCUGAAGAAACAAAAAAAGUCAUUGGGCAGCUUCUUUAAGAAAUCGCACUCCAGCCCAGGACUCAAUGACAGAGAGUUAGUUGAGAGGGAACUUGAAAACUACCUGAUGGCAGCAGAUGCAGACAGCGAAACAGACCCACUGCAGUGGUGGAAGAUCAAUGAAAGAAACUUCCCAAGACUUAGCUGCCUUGCAAAGCGCUAUUUAUGCAUCCCUGCAACCAGCACACCCUCUGAGAGGGUAUUUAGCACAGGGGGUAACAUUGUGACCUGCCACAGGGCAGCUUUAAAACCUGAGACAGUGGAUAGACUUGUCUUCCUCGCUCGUAACCUGUAA